This is a messenger RNA of Huiozyma naganishii CBS 8797, 312 nucleotides long. RefSeq names its product ubiquitin-binding ESCRT-I subunit protein MVB12 (gene MVB12). The transcript has a single exon. Gene Ontology annotation, molecular function: ubiquitin binding. Gene Ontology annotation, cellular component: ESCRT I complex. Gene Ontology annotation, biological process: endosome transport via multivesicular body sorting pathway. The coding region runs from base 1 to 312 and encodes 103 amino acids. NCBI's taxonomy places the organism in Eukaryota, Fungi, Ascomycota, Saccharomycetes, Saccharomycetales, Saccharomycetaceae. The record is from RefSeq and is a predicted model, not a curated record.
AUGUCGGGUGAGUACCGGUCGCUGCUACGUCGCGUGCCCCUGUACAACAAGCGCGGUGUUGCGGGUGGUGGACCACCCGCACCGUUGGAGGUCCCCACCCUGCAACCACCGCAGAGGCACCCUGGAGGAUCCGAAUCCCUCGUAUCGCCCUGGAUCCACGAGUGCGAGUCCCUAGAAGCGCAGUUGCAAGGGUACAUCGGGCAAGGUGCCCUGUUCGACCAAUGGUACGCCUCAACGUACCUUGCGCACAAACCUGCUGGGCUGCUCUCCCAUAAAGUGCUGUCGCCAACAAGACCACAACCGUCAGAGUAA